GUUAAUGUUUAAAGAUUGUUGGCGGUCAGUUCCUACUCUAUAAAAUAACCCCAGUUUAAGCCACAGUACCUGUGGACAUACUGACUGUGGUAAAAUGUGGCAAAAGAUCCAGUGCUGUUUGGUGUUUGCCCUCCUGAUAAUGGUGGCCUUGGCUGACCACCACAUGGGCCACAAUCACGCAGAACAUUCAGCAGAUCACCAUGAAGAAGAUGAGGUACAUUUCAAACUCAGACCUCACAAUGCCGACUUUGCCUUUGCCCUGUACAAUAAGCUCUCCACCCAUGCUGAUGCCAAAGGCAAGAACAUCUUUUUCUCUCCACUGAGCAUCUCCAUAGCAUUGUCCAUGCUGGCUCUGGGAGCCAAAGAGAAGACCCACUCAGAAAUCUUUAGCACUUUGGGCUACAGUUCCCUAACAGAGGAUCAGGUCAAUGAAGCCUAUGAGCAUCUGCUGAAUAUUGUGGACCACAGCAAGGAGGCCAUUCAGCUGGAGAUAGGAGGAGGUCUGGCUGUCCGAGAAGGCUUUAAACCUGUUGACAAGUUUCUGAAGGAUCUUCAGCACUUCUACCGCACAGAAGCCUUCACUGUGGAUUUUUCCAAGCCUGAACAUGCUGUGGAAGAGGUUAACAAGUUCAUCGCCAAGAAGACCAAGGACACCAUCACUGACAUGAUCAAGAGCUUGGAACCUGAAACUAUCAUGGUGCUCAUCAACUACAUCUAUUUCAAAGGUAAAUGGCAGAAGCCUUUCCCAGUGGAGGCCACACACAAAGCUGACUUCCAUGUGAAUGAAAAAACAAGGGUCACUGUGGACAUGAUGAAGGCAAAGGAUGAGCAAUACAAUAUUUAUGUAUCCAAGAACUUUACCCUUAUCAAGUUGCCUUACCAUGGCAAUGCCUCCAUGGUGAUCAUUCUUCCUGCUGAGGGCAAAAUGAAAGAAGUGGAGAAAAACAUAAACAAGGAUCUGCUCAGGGAAUGGAUUUUUAAAGCCAGCCCAAAGUCUGUGGAUCUUUGUAUGCCCAAGUUUUCCAUCUCUGCCUCUGCCUCCAUUGGAGACACUCUGAAGGAAAUGGGUAUUGUUGAUGCAUUCAGCGACAAUGCAAACUUUACCGGGAUGAGUGAAGAUGUGGAACUCAAGGUUUCCAAAGUUCUCCACAAGGCAAUCCUCAAUGUUGAUGAGAAAGGCACAGAAGCAGCUGGAUCCACCACUAUAGAGAUAGUACAGAGAGCCAUGCCAUUCCCUAUAAAAAUUAACAGACCCUUCCUGGUCUUUAUUUGGGAAAGAGCUGCCAGGAGCAUGCUUUUCAUGGGCAAGAUUGUCAACCCUGCUGAACAAUAACUGCUGACAUCAGCAGUUGUAUUUGGGUCUUGCUGUUACUUGAUCAGUUGCAUGUGUAGAUCUUCUGUGAGUGAAGAUUGGCAAAGUGUUAAUGUUAAAAUAAAAAUGUAAAACAAA
Messenger RNA from Clarias gariepinus (North African catfish), 1450 nucleotides. Its product is annotated as alpha-1-antitrypsin homolog. The transcript has 5 exons. The coding region runs from base 95 to 1333 and encodes 412 amino acids. NCBI's taxonomy places the organism in Eukaryota, Metazoa, Chordata, Actinopteri, Siluriformes, Clariidae. Gene Ontology annotation, biological process: negative regulation of endopeptidase activity. Gene Ontology annotation, molecular function: serine-type endopeptidase inhibitor activity. The record is from RefSeq and is a predicted model, not a curated record.